AUGUCUUCCAUGAGAAACAAGACCAACACCAGUCCCUUCGGCCUCACUCCGCGAGAGGUUGAGAUGGCGGUUUUGGCUUGGAAGUGCGUCGAUGACAACGGCAAGGCAAACUCUCAUAAACAGGUCAACCCCCAGAAACUGGCCGAGCUCACCAACCACGAGAACGUCGGCUCUGUAGCUCGGCGCUGGCGCGGCAUCAAGGCCAAGAUCGCAGCCGCGACCGGCGGUGUCUUUGGCACUCCCGACGGGACCAGCGACGGCGGCAUUUUCGGCACCCCCAAAGGCGCCAACAGCGGCAGUGAGGCUGCCGUCGGUGUCGACUCCCCCUCGGUCUCUGCGGGAAAGAAGCGGGCUGUGGCAGUGGCCGGUCGCAAGCGGAACAGGAAGGAGGUUGACAGUGAUGAGGAGAUGGACGACGCUGAUAAGGGCAUGAGACCUAAGAAGGCUGCUAUGCGUGCGCAGAGCCGCAUCGCUGCCUUGGAUCAGGACCCUGCUCAGGAGUCCGGUGGCUCUGGUGCUGAUGAGGCCGAGGUUUGA
Molecule: messenger RNA, 537 nt
Organism: Diaporthe amygdali
Lineage: Eukaryota; Fungi; Ascomycota; Sordariomycetes; Diaporthales; Diaporthaceae
Exons: 2
Coding region: 1-537 (178 amino acids)
Source: RefSeq, a predicted model, not a curated record